GGUGCCAGGCCAGACUAGUGUUGGCCUCACCGUCCUCACCUCGAGUGCUGGACUCCUGCCUCUCACCACCUUUUCAGGGACAAUGGAAAGUGACUUAAAAUAAAAAAAAUGUAAUAAAAAUAUGUAUUAUGUGAGGUAAAUAAAAUCACAGAAGACGAAUUAGACCAAUAUAUAAAACAACUCGGACGACCAUUCAAAAACACCGCCAUGAAUUUUUUGAGGAAUCUUAUACAGGGUAGCCAAUCUGCUAACAAGGCAGACACUGGGCAGAAGAAGAAGGUGUGCGGUCGAGGAUAUACAGGCCCAACAGCACCCCUGGGCUUGGCUGGCCCUCCAGGCAAUCCGGAACAGGAGGCUGAGGGCCAGAAGAACUUGACUGUCAUCACCCAGGAGAACGCGAUCAUCAGCAGCCCACCAUCAACCCCGAGUUCUCUGCCGUCUGAGACCUCCUCUCAUAGCUUAAGCAAAGAGUGUGACACCGCCUCAACAACCGAGGACACCAGUUUUGCCUCGUGCUUGACCGGUGACCCCAGCAGUGCCUCAGACACAUCCCCGACAUCUCCUGUGAAAGAGUUGGUCUCAUCGUUGGGUGUUGUCAAGACUCCAGCUGGUCAGGUCAACUUACUUGAUUCAUCAGUAAACUCUGUGUGUGACUCUGUGGCUCAGACCAAUACCCAAAAUGGGGUUAAAAAAGACUCGGAGUACGAAAGCGCGGAGGAGCUCGACCUUCCUCCCGACCGAGCCGCCGUUGUUGAGGUUCAGCCAACUUCAGAGAACCUCAUACCUCCAAGUAGACUCACAGACCAAGCUGAGGGUACACAGCAAGAGGUGAGCGUGCCACUUGCUGUAUUAGACCAACCCAACGACCUCUUCCUCCCAGUCCACGAAGAAAGUAUUAUUGUUACAAAGACUGAAGUUCCUGCCGCUGUACCCGUUGCUGUAGAGAGCCCUGUAGUUAGCACAGACAGUACUCCAGUAACAGUAGGUAAAGAGAGUGAAAACUUGACGAGUGAACGGCCGACAAGUACACCAAGUACUAUAUGUGACUCGGUAGUGAUCGUAACCAAGCGUGAAGUCAUCGAAGAAUCCGUAAGCAAGGGCGUUGAACACGUGACUUGGUCCAAACCAGAGAGUGAGUUGGACGGUGUGGUUACGUCAAGUUGUAGUGCGGACUCGACACGGAGCGUAGAGGUAACGGUACCACAAGAAAAUAAUAAUAAUCUUGAUAGUACAGAUUCUGGUGAAAUAAAAAGUGGAAGUAAAGACAUUGAAGCUCAGUCACUAACACAAGAUAUUUUAGUAAGCAAAGUAAUAGAAAACGAAAGCCAGUCCUGUCAAGUUACAAGCGACGUUGACAGUGAACUUGCAUUACAAAGUGAGAGUCAGGUUAUAGGUGAAAAACAAAAAAGUGAAGGAGAAAUUUGCUCAAAACACAUCGUUGAGACCCCCGAGUUAGCUGGAGAACAAGCCGAGAAACACCAGACGAGAGAGACAAAGGAUUCUACCACAGAGUAUCCCACUCCAGAGGUCACACCUACGGUAACUGCUCACUCACUUGAGGCAUCCAGAGAGGAGCAACAACAACAACCACCACCAACACAGGUCAUAGAUCCUGAUGACAUACCAAUUGUCGCCAAGAAGAGCUAUAACCUCGAUUUUCUUGAUGCUUUAGAUGAUCCGAACUUUAACCCUUUUGCCACAAAGACCUCGGUGAGAAGUUCCCCUCCGCCGACCCCAGACCCAGGUUGUAAACUUCCUCCAUUGAAACCUGCCGUGAGAAAGAAGAAAGGAGGUGAGGAAAGGAAGAAAGUCUCCGAAGAAGUGAAGACCCCUCCAGUAGCAGGUCAUACAGUGAGUGAGGCAAAGGUUAAUGAAGACCAGACAGUAAGUCAGAGGAAACAAGAAACAAACUCACCUGAUUCUUCCUCGUUUGAAGUAGAUCAGAGGUUACCUGUGCCAGGAGUCACAACUGUUGAUGACUUAAAUAAAAAUAUCCCUGAAAUACCUUCAGAAGGAAUAGAACAACCACAAAAAUCCGAGCAAUUGUUGGAAAUCACCUUUGAUGAGCCGGUAAAUUCCAUCAGUAGACCUCCCAGGAAACUUGGCAAGAAGCCCCAGCUAAAACAACAAAGACAACCUGUUAAGAAAACUCCCCCAAAGACAAAGGUUAUCGAGAAAAACAACAACAGAGUCGAGGACGAGAGUAUUACCGAAUCGGACACCAAACCCGAACAAGGCGACGACGACCUCCCAAUACCCCCAUCUAAGGGAUACAAUUUAGACUUCCUCAAUAACCUUGACGACGGUAACUUUAACCCCUUCGCAACAAAGUGUAGUGUAAGUAACUCGCCCCCAAGAGAAGGCUUCACUCUUCCUGACGAUAAAGAAUUUGAUAAACCCAAACCAAAGACCACCGUCCCUGCCAAGGAAGCUCACGCCAAGAAAGGUUUUAGUGUCAUUAAACCUAAAGCCAAAACAAACGUACCUGCAGCAGAUGAAUCGGAUUCACCGCAGAAAAUCGUAGAAGAAACGGUAAAAUUAGAAACAGACUCACUCGAAAAAAGUGGAGAAAAAACAGCAAAAUUAAAAGUAGUUUCACCCCAAAAAAGUGUAAAAGAAACAUCGAAAUUAGAACCAGUUGUAAAUCACUGUGAAAGUAACUCCAUAAAGCCUACUGAAGAGGAAGAAGAGAUACCCAUCAGACCCAAGGGCGGAUAUAACCUCGACUUCCUUGACGAUCCGAACUUUAAUCCCUUCCAGACUCGGUCGCCUCUCGAGUCGAAGACACUCAACGUUACCGAGUCUGAACCCGUGCCAAAAGAUAUCGUUGUUGCCAAAGAAAACUGUGUAAGUGAGGAGGUAGAUUCUUAUAGUGAGUGUGAUAAACAAAGUGUUGUAGUUCCUAAAACGCAAAGCGAUAGUAACGAGGAACAGCCGUCCCAAACACCUCAGAAGGAAGUAAAGGAGGAAUCUGGACCAAUAAUUGAAAAAGCCGAUAAAGAAGAAACGAGAGAAAGAGAGACAUUGGUUGAUGAAAGAGAGGAGAUAAAGAUUGUAGAAGAUAAAGUACAAGUUGUUAAUGAAUCUCAACAGGUUGCAGCACUAAGAGAACCUCAAGGUUGUGAAGAGAAAACAAAAGCGCCGGAGGAAGAAACACCAGACGUAACAGAUAGCUUGUCAAGACUCGCUAAAGAAAAGUUUGAAUCCGACGCCGAACUCUCGCAGUUAAAGAGAAAUGCUCAAAUAUCAGAGGAAGUGAGUCAGGCUCUACGAGAUCUAAAACAAGAGUCGAGAUCAGAAUUCGAAACUGAAGACGACUCGCGCAGAAAAUCUGAGAACGACAUCUCGGAGACAGAGAAGGAAUUCAACUUACCCAAAGUUCCAUCCAUCGGUACAAUCGGUCAGCUUGACAGCUUAGAGUUUGCCCAGCUACUCGGCAAUGAGGCAAGUCGUCUCGCUGAGGAGUUUAUGAACUGCUCUACAGAUUCUGGUCUUCCCGAUUCUGAUGAUAGCAGUUGUGUCAAACCCAACAGCGUAGAGUCAGUCAUGGCGGACACCAACUGCACCAAAUCCCCUCAGUAUGGGGCGCAUCUGGAUGAAAACGUCAACCCAUUCCAAAGGCAUUCAAGGUUAUCCCGGUCUCCACCCUUAGGCAAGAGAGAGGCAGUGUGUGGAGCGGAGAGUGGAGAUAGUGCCAACAUGCAGGACCCCUUCAACCCCAGAAGAUCACUGAAACGAGAGAGUGUCAUGGGAGAGGAGAGACUGGACACCCUAAGUCUGGAUGACGACUCAGGCAUUGUACUUGGCACGCGCUCUGACCUGGAGACGGAGGUGAACCACAGUGAAGCUGGACCUGAAAUUGCGACGGGUCUGACCUCGAGCGACCUCAGAUGCGCCUCUCAGUUGAACACAGAAGAGGAAGAGGAAGAAUUGUCUGACCAAAUUACAGAUGAAGAAUUCCUUGCCUCAGAAGCAUUUUUCAAAGAGGCGACCGACAUGGAGAACCAGCUGAGGAAGACCUUGACAUCACCGCUCAUGGGAAGUCACAGUAAACUGAGUGGAGAUGAAGUGGUGCCCGUGAGAGACAAGAAGGAUCACCCAGCCAUCACGCCAGAGUCUCCACAGAACAAGCCCGCCCCGUCCACAUCUUCUCCCGCUCCGCCGCGGGAGGAAAGAUCAGCACCAGAGGGGACCAGCAGUCCUACGCCCCGUCCCAGUGAUACCUCCGAACACAAGCCCUCGUCAUCACGUCCUUCCUCCGUCCCAUCGGAGGGUUAUAUGACUGCUGCUGAGGUUCAAGAACUCUUAAAACAUCAGGAGCUAAAGUUUGAGGAAAAACUCCUCCAGGUAGAACUGACGGCUGGAGAGAAGGAAAAAAAAUUACGGCAAACCAUGAAGGACGAACAGAAGGAACUAACCAACCUUGGAGAGUCCAUGGCCGAGUUGACGCAAUCACGUGAUGCGUUGUUGAAGAUGGUGGGUCAGUAUAAGGGGAUGCUUGCUCAACUUGUGAGUGAGAAGGAGAAGGAGAAACAGAGUGCUGAGGAGAGAAUAAAAGCUUUGGAGUUAGAGAGAAACCAGGCACUAGAAGACCUAGCCAAUGUUGAGGUUGCAUUCUCUGAUGUACACAGGAAAUAUGAGAGAAUAAAACAAGUUAUAGACACACUGAAAAGAAAUGAGGAGACUCUACGUGGUGCCGUCACAGAUUAUGAAAACAAACUACAAAAACAAGAAGAGAAAUUUGUAGAGUUCCAGAAACAUGCAGAAGAGAAGAUUCAGCUGGCCAAUGAAGAAUUUAAAACCAUGAGGAAAGCUAACGAUCAAGAAAUGACAAAAAUGGCUGCUCUUCUCAAAAAGGCAGAAAUGAAAAUAAUGUCUCUACAAGAUUCAUUUGAUCGAAAAACUCGUGAGAAUCAAGAACUAACACAACUUUGUGAUGACCUCAUCAACAAAGUUGGAAGUUCGUCUUAAGGAGGGAAUCCAGAUGAAUGGUGGACUUAUUGUAAUAUGAGGUGUGACUUCCCGACCUCCAUGAUAAUACUGUUUAUCUCUGAGUGGGAACCUGUGAUGAUGUUGCCUGGUGAAAAUGGGUCCCUGUAUAUUUUUUCUUUAAAGUGUACAUGUGUUA
Molecule: messenger RNA, 5128 nt
Organism: Homarus americanus (American lobster)
Lineage: Eukaryota; Metazoa; Arthropoda; Malacostraca; Decapoda; Nephropidae
Product: transforming acidic coiled-coil-containing protein 3-like
Exons: 15
Coding region: 208-4971 (1587 amino acids)
Biological process (GO): cell population proliferation; mitotic spindle organization
Cellular component (GO): cytoplasm
Source: RefSeq, a predicted model, not a curated record